Aspergillus sclerotioniger CBS 115572 is the source of this 1022-nucleotide messenger RNA. RefSeq names its product zinc-binding alcohol dehydrogenase family protein. Gene Ontology annotation, molecular function: oxidoreductase activity, acting on NAD(P)H. The transcript has 5 exons. NCBI's taxonomy places the organism in Eukaryota, Fungi, Ascomycota, Eurotiomycetes, Eurotiales, Aspergillaceae. The record is from RefSeq and is a predicted model, not a curated record. Bases 127 to 1002 code for a protein of 291 amino acids.
CCCCCGUCGGCGCUUCCACUUGCCAUUCUUCAGUGGCCUUGUUUUGCGUCAUCUUUAACGACAAACGCAUAAAUCUCCGUCUCACCCCUCUGACGAUUACUGCAUAGAUUCAUCUGGAUAGCGAUCAUGGAGCAACUCAUUCCCAUCGAGCAGACCAUGGCGACCAACACAGCGCUCGUUGUACGUGUGGCCGUGGGGCAGCCACCAAAGCUAUCAAAAGAAGACAUCCCCAGGCCUUCUCCAACAGCAAAUCAGGUCCUGGUCAAACUGUCACAUGUCGCCCAAAACCCGACCGAUGUGCAAGCAUUCGACAGCAACGUCUUUGGUGAAGGGGCCGUUCUUGGUUGCGCCUUCGUUGGAGAGGUCAUUGAGUUGGGCAGCGACGUCACUCGUCUAGCGGAGGGUGAUGUUGCCGCAGGCCUGGUCUGGGGAGGAGAAGCCAAGGGUUUGGGCGCAUACAGCCAGUAUUGUCUGGCCGACGAGCGUAUCUCAUUCAAAAUCCCCGGCAAUGUCUCCCGAGCACAUGCCAGCACCAUUCCAUUGGCUGCGGCUACAGCAUGGCUGGCCUUGUUUUCAAAAGAUUGUUUGGCUCUCGAUCGCACCCAGGCCAAGGGUACUAGCGUGCUGGUCUGGGGUGGUAGCUCAAGUGUUGGUCUAUACACAAUUCAACUCGCCUCUAUCUUCGGCUUCGAUGUGGUGACAACCUGCAGUCCGAAGCACUCCGAUUUGGCCCGCUCGUACGGCGCCAGGCAUGUCUUCGACUACAAGAACUCGGAUGUCGCAGAAAAGAUCCGGGAGGUCGCUCCAAGCCUAGGUCAUGCUUCCAAGGAAGACCACAAGCUCGCUACAGAACUCUUCGAAAACUUGCCGGCGUGGUUGGAAAAAGGCACCAUCAAGCCAAACAACCCAAAGGUGCUCGCAGGUUCGGACGCGGUCGCGGAUGGAUUCCAGGAGUACAGAGAUGGCAAGGUCUCGGCGUAUAAGAUUGUUUAUGAGCUAUGAGUCGGUACAUCAUGCGGGAU